Beauveria bassiana ARSEF 2860 is the source of this 1128-nucleotide messenger RNA. RefSeq names its product Actin-like protein. NCBI's taxonomy places the organism in Eukaryota, Fungi, Ascomycota, Sordariomycetes, Hypocreales, Cordycipitaceae. The coding region runs from base 1 to 1128 and encodes 375 amino acids. The record is from RefSeq and is a predicted model, not a curated record. The transcript is spliced from 6 exons.
AUGGAGGAAGAAGUUGCUGCCCUCGUCAUCGACAAUGGUUCCGGCAUGUGCAAGGCCGGUUUCGCCGGUGAUGAUGCGCCCCGAGCUGUUUUCCCUUCCAUUGUCGGUCGUCCCCGUCACCAUGGUAUCAUGAUUGGUAUGGGCCAGAAGGACUCCUACGUCGGUGACGAGGCUCAAUCCAAGCGUGGUAUCCUCACCCUCCGCUACCCCAUUGAGCACGGUGUCGUCACCAACUGGGACGACAUGGAGAAGAUUUGGCACCACACCUUCUACAACGAGCUCCGUGUCGCCCCGGAGGAGCACCCCGUCCUCCUUACCGAGGCCCCCAUCAACCCCAAGUCCAACCGUGAGAAGAUGACCCAGAUUGUCUUUGAGACGUUCAACGCCCCCGCCUUCUACGUCUCCAUCCAGGCCGUCCUCUCCCUCUACGCCUCUGGCCGUACCACCGGUAUCGUCCUCGACUCUGGUGAUGGUGUCACCCACGUUGUCCCCAUCUACGAGGGUUUCGCUCUUCCUCACGCCAUCGCCCGUGUCGACAUGGCUGGUCGUGAUCUUACCGACUACCUGAUGAAGAUCCUCGCUGAGCGUGGUUACGCCUUCUCCACCACCGCCGAGCGUGAAAUCGUUCGUGACAUCAAGGAGAAGCUCUGCUACGUCGCUCUGGAUUUUGAGCAGGAGAUUCAGACUGCUGCCCAAAGCUCUUCGCUUGAGAAGUCGUACGAGCUUCCUGACGGUCAAGUCAUCACCAUUGGCAACGAGCGUUUCCGCACCCCCGAGGCUCUCUUCCAGCCCUCCGUUCUCGGUCUCGAGUCUGGCGGUAUCCACGCCACCACCUUCAACUCGAUCAUCAAGUGCGAUGUCGAUGUUCGCAAGGAUCUCUACGGCAACAUUGUCAUGUCUGGUGGUACUACCAUGUACCCUGGUCUUGCCGACCGUAUGCAGAAGGAGAUCACUACUCUUGCUCCUUCUUCCAUGAAGGUCAAGAUCAUUGCUCCUCCCGAGCGCAAGUACUCUGUCUGGAUCGGUGGCUCCAUUCUCGCCUCCCUAUCCACCUUCCAGCAAAUGUGGAUCUCCAAGCAGGAGUACGACGAGAGCGGUCCCUCCAUUGUCCACCGCAAGUGCUUCUAA